GGAAUGAAAAUCUUGUGCUGCUCUCUCUCUGUAACACCAAAGCUCGUCAGCGCAUGUGACGAAACUCAAAUUUUGCUGGUACUCCUCCCUGAGCGCUGGCCAAAAAAAGCCCAGCCCCAUCAUCCCCUUCCCCUUCUUCCUCCUCUUCCCUCUUCCCCUCGCCUGUCAUCUCCCACUCCAGAAGAAACCCUAGGCUCUAGCUCUAGCUCCAGUCUCGCUCUCCCCACACCACCCACGACCACGGCCCCAACCCCCAACUGGCACUGGCGGAGACACUUGUCUGUCCGGACCCAACAACGCUAAUAACAAAGGAAGAAAUGGCAGACCACCCACAAGCUGCGACGGAGGGGCAACAACAGAUGAAUGGUGAUAGGGCCCUCACUCUGGCCGACACCAUCGGUGCCAAGCGGCAGAGGAGGCCCAGCGUCCGAUUAGGCGACCUCGGCGGCGACCUCACCUUCGACUCCCACGUGCGAAGGAAGCCUCACUCCUCCGCCGCCGCCGCCGCCGCCGCCGCCGCCUCCUCAGGUAACCUCAGUAGAUCCUCCAAGACUCGUCCUUUGUUCAAUUUGAGCUCCGACCACCACCACCACCACCACCACCAAACCCUUGAGGAUAACGACAAAAUCGACAACUUGGAUUCCGUCGCCAUUGGGAGCUGGAAAGUCAAGGACUCCAAGAAGCGUGCCUCCAAUGCCACCAAGAGGGUUCGCUCCAAUUGGGUUCCCAAGGUCACUGAUGAAGGCGGCGGCGAAGUAGAGGUGGAGAAGUAUAGUGGUGGGGAAGAUUUUGACGAUGGGUAUAAUGAUUUCGAUAUCGAAAAUUUGGAGAGUCCCGUCAACGAGCAGAGCCCGGUACACUCUUUGGAGAAUUUGGGUGUGGAUAGCCAUGGAAAUGAGAGGGAUAUGCUGUAUAGGAGACCUGGUAGGGGUAGGAGUAGGGACCACCAUGACGCGGUUGAGUUGUCGGGUCCCUCGGACACCGAUUUGAGGGAUAGGGAUGGAAGGUGUGGAGAGGAUGGGGUGAAGAUUUGGCUUAAUGGGUUAGGACUAGGACGGUAUGCACCUGUUUUCGAGGUUCAUGAAGUGGAUGACGAGGUUUUGCCUAUGUUGACGUUGGAGGAUUUGAAAGAUAUGGGGAUCAAUGCAGUCGGUUCCAGAAGGAAAAUGUACUGUGCCAUUCAGAAGCUAAGCAAGGGAUUUUCGUAAUGCCUUUUUCUGUUGGUUUUGAGAAAUCCUCAGACAUGUUUUCUUGUAUGUACUUCCUUGACUGCAAUACUGAAGUAGGCUGGAAACUACUGUUGAAGUUGGUGAGAGAAAUUUUUGCUCUUCUUCCAACUAUGAAGUAGGAAGAAAAAGAACAAAUUUAUGCACAUUCUUUUAAGCCGGCAUAUAUUGAAUUUGACUGUGGUGCUUGUACUAGCUGAUGCUCAGAAAACAUUUUAUUUGGUCGAUCUUGGAAUAAGUAAAUUAUGAUUUUGCAGCACUUCACAUAUAUUGAAUGCUAUCGACCUUGUAUCAGAUUUGCAAGUAAUUCCAAAGUGUACAAAGAAAAUAUAUCUUUGCUUCCUUUGUUGUUGGAUGGUUUGCAUUCCAGUUGCUUUUCUUCACUACGGUAUCGAGGUUGUGUUCAGUUAACUGACUUUUGCAAAGUAUAGGACAAGCCGGCAUGUGACAACAAGAAGGAGAUCGUCCUAGUUGUUUAAGUUCUCAUACUAUUUUGCAUGGUCUUGUUCUUACGCGAACAUAUAAGCAGAGAAGCGAUCUGUUUGUUGAAACUGAUUGGCACUGUUGGAAUGUCAUGACCUCACAGCAUCAAAUAUCAGGGAGAGAUUUCUUAAUAGAGUGUGGCACUUUAGCAUACAAGCGCACGGGAGUAUGAAUAAGAUAAGCGUCGCCAUUCUCUUGUUGUUGAUGCUUCAUUACAGGAACUUAGUUGUCCCUUCUGUGGUAAGCAAGUGAUUACAGGGAAGUUAGGACAGCUGUGACUGUGGAGGCUGGUGUAAACUCUUUAUACACGAAAUACAAGGAGUAGAAAUUUGGUUUGUAGGGGGGAGAGUGGCAAGAGGCUGUAAUGAGUAAGUGCGCAAGGUGUGUGAUAUUGGUUUAUUCUUUGUGAGCAAAUAGGUAAAUGAUGUUUAACUCGCACGAUUCUGUAAUCUUAUUUAUACACUUAUUGCUCCUAACAGGUUUUGUGAUCAUGGUAUUGGAAUGCAUGUCAUUGAUUUAUUG
Molecule: messenger RNA, 2231 nt
Organism: Syzygium oleosum
Lineage: Eukaryota; Viridiplantae; Streptophyta; Magnoliopsida; Myrtales; Myrtaceae
Exons: 2
Coding region: 318-1208 (296 amino acids)
Molecular function (GO): protein binding
Source: RefSeq, a predicted model, not a curated record